Messenger RNA from Alosa sapidissima (American shad), 2934 nucleotides. RefSeq names its product protein-glutamine gamma-glutamyltransferase E-like. Bases 91 to 2214 code for a protein of 707 amino acids. Gene Ontology annotation, biological process: peptide cross-linking. The transcript is spliced from 13 exons. Gene Ontology annotation, molecular function: protein-glutamine gamma-glutamyltransferase activity. The record is from RefSeq and is a predicted model, not a curated record. NCBI's taxonomy places the organism in Eukaryota, Metazoa, Chordata, Actinopteri, Clupeiformes, Clupeidae.
CUCUCUUUCUCUCUCUCUUCACACACACACACACACACACACUUUCACUGAGAAAGACACGAACACUGAACAGGACUCCCUACCGUUAUUAUGGCGCUCGAGAUAAGACAGGUCCAGCUCAAUGUGAAGGAAAACAACACGGCGCACCGCGCACACGAAAUCAGCGUCAAGCGUUUGAUUGUGCGGCGCGGCCAGAGCUUCCAGUUAACGCUCCACACCAAUCGACAGUUCCAACCUGACACCGACACGCUCCUUUUUACCGUGGAGACAGGACCCUGGCCAUCAGAGGCAAAGGGCACACGCUGUCUGUUUGGCUACCCGAAGCCAACCGAUGCAAAGGUGGCGUGGACAGCGCAGGUUCAGGAGAGCGACCAAUCGUCCACUACCAUGGCCAUAAGCAGUCCAGCCGAUGCCAGUGUGGGCUCCUACAACCUGUCUAUGAGGGUAGGGUCACAGGAUGCCCAGCCACGAAUCAUCACCAGCCUGGUGCUCCUCUUCAACCCCUGGUGUGCAGAGGACUGGGUGCACCUCCCAGAGGAAGCAGAGAGGCAGGAGUACGUGAUGAGUGAACAGGGCCUCAUCUACAGAGGAUCUGAUAGCUACAUCAGCCCCGUGGCCUGGAACUUUGGACAGUUUGAGGAGGAUAUGGUGGACAUCUGCUUAAAGCUGCUGGACAUGAACCCCAAGUGUCUGAAGGACGCUGCGGAGGACUUCUCUGCCCGCUGCAACCCCAUCUACGUAGGGAGGGUGGUCAGUGCUAUGAUCAAUGCUAAUGAUGACCGCGGCGUCCUGGCGGGUCGCUGGCAAACGCCGUACUCUGGCGGAGUGGCCCCCACCCACUGGAACGGCAGCGUGGACAUCCUGCGGCAGUGGUACAAGACCUCCUGCUCCCCCGUCAAGUACGGCCAGUGCUGGGUGUUUGCUGGGGUCAUGUGCACAGUUAUGAGGUGUUUGGGAAUCCCAUGCCGUGUGGUUACCAACUUUGAUUCUGCGCACGACACCGAUAAAAGCCUGACCAUUGAUGAGUACUACUCUGACCAUGGGGUACGACCCAAGGAGAGCCACGACAGUGUGUGGAACUUCCACGUGUGGGUAGAGGGGUGGAUGAAGCGUCCAGAUCUCGCUGCAGGGUCUACAUAUGAUGGCUGGCAGGUGCUGGACGCCACCCCACAGGAGAAGAGUACAGGAGUGUACUGCUGUGGUCCAUCCUCUGUGAAGGCUGUUCUGGAGGGACACACUGACCUGAAGUACGACGUGCCGUUCGUCUUCGCUGAAGUCAACGCCGAUCGAGUUACGUGGAUGCUCAUGAAAGACGGCUCAAAGCGGAAGCUCCAUACUGACUCCAGAUCAGUUGGCCGCAACAUCAGCACCAAAGCUGUGGGCAAAGAUAGACGAGAGGACAUCACAGCCAACUACAAAUACCCAGAGGGAUCUAAGCAGGAGCGUCAGGUGUUUGAGGAAGCUCUGCGUAGAGGAAACGAGCGUCCACCAAUGACCAAUGGCACGGCAGAACCAGAGAGGACGGCCAUAGUGACGCUGAAGAUCACGGAGGAGAGCCAGGCAGUCAUGGGGCAGGACAUCGUGCUGUGUCUGGUCCUACGCAGCGAGCAGCCGACCUCGCAGGAGCUCAACGUCCAGCUCAACGGCCAGGCCAUGAGGUACACAGGUGUGCCAGACAGCCAGGUGUGGUGCGAGGAGAAGGACGUCGUGCUGCAGCCCAAAAAGGACGUUAAGAUUUCUAUCCGGAUCCCGUUCUCUUUGUACGGGACCAAAAUGCUGGACAACAACAGUCUGAAGGUGUCUGCAGUGGUGCAGGACAAGCAACACCCAGGAGACGGCUACCUAGCUGAGAAGAACAUCGUGCUGAAGGAGCCCUCACUCACCAUCCAGGCACCCAGCACAUGUAACCAGUUUACGGAGGUCAUUGCCGAGGUCGUCUUUCUCAACCCUUUACCCAGCACACUCAGAAAUGGCGUCCUCACGCUAACAGGCAGUGGACUGUUGGAUCACACCGUGGUGACCAGUGUUCCCGUGAUGAGGGAGAACCACCGGAUGCGUAUCAAGAUCCCUUUCACGCCCUACCGAUCCGGCUCCAGGAAGCUGGUGGCUGAUUUUGACUGCAGUGCGUUUAGAGACCUCAAGGCCAGCUGCAACGUGGAGGUCAAACCUUUCCUGAAUGGACCAGUUGUGGACUACAUCACAGAGAUGUGUUAAAAAAAAACAACGCAAGUUGUGUUAUUUUCAACACAUUUUGUAUAACAAAUAAAAAAGGAAACAACACAAACUUGUGUUGUCCCUAUCUGGACACAGAGAUGUGUUAAAACAACACAAGUUGUGUUAUUUUCAACGCAUUAGUUUUAAGCCUCCUCUUUUAACCAAUAUUAUAACUGCACUGACACGUUCUGUCAACUGCCCACGAACACCAGCGGCCAAAAUGUUCAGCUGACAAGCAUUUACAACAACUUUUACUUUUAAUUUUAAUUAAUUAUACCCUAAACCCCACCCUGUAACAUACUGUUAGCCAGUGUAAGGAUUUAACAGUGUGAACCAUUAUACACCCUAAACCCCACCCUGUAACAAACUGUUAGCCAGUGUAAGGAUUUAACAGUGUGGCUGACGUGUUCCUUCCCAGCGAGAACUUGGGAACUAGCUGAUGCUGUUUUGAUUUGAGUCUUCAGAGAGUUUAUAUAAAUAAAUUGUCCUGGCCUCUCCUUGCCUUUCUAGGCUUAUCAUCUACAUCUGUAGGAUAUACUUAGAUGUUGAUGUGAGUGUGUGUGUGUGUGUGUGUGUAGCUCGUAGCAUUAAAUCCAGGCUGAAAACAUUCCCAGUUGACCAGCCUUUCAUCUCAGUCUGAGACAUUGUUAGCUUUAUUGCAUUUACUUUCUGUUACAAGACAAUACAAGCAAAAGAACAAAUAAAGAGUGCUCAAAUGAG